AUGCACUGGCUGGAAUUGUUUGGGCUUGCCCUAGUGGGGCUCUCUCAUGGCGCAUAUGUGUGGCCAUCAGAACAUGACUUCCUUGAGGAUAUCAUGUACCUACAGUCGGGCUAUAUUCACUUCGGGUUUAUCGAUGGUGUGAGCCCGUGCUCUUUUGGCACAAACAUUGAAGGGCGACAGAAUGCAGCAGAAUGGGUACGCACAGCAUAUCACGAUAUGGCCACCCAUGACGCGGCGGCUGGGACUGGUGGGCUGGAUGCGUCAAUCAUGUUUGAGUUGGACCGGGCGGAGAACCCAGGGUCGGCCUUUAAUAACACUUUUGGCUUCUUGAGCAACUUUUACACGAGCCGGUCUGGUGCGGCGGAUCUCAUCGCUUUAGCGACCAUCAUAGCCACCGGAGCGUGUGGUGGCCCUUCGAUACCCUUCAGACCAGGCAGGAUCGAUGCAACUGAAGCUGGACCUCCGGGCGUUCCGGAGCCUCAGCAAGAUAUCGAUAUGCAUACACAGAUGUUUGCAAAAGCUGGAUUCAAUGUCAGCGACAUGAUCUCAAUGGUCGCUUGUGGCCACACGCUUGGGGGUGUGCACGGCGAAGACUUUCCAGAGAUCACGGGUAACGCAACAGUUGGCCACGUCUCGCGAUUUGAAGGCAACAACGGAACAUCGUUUUCAAAGUUUGAUAAUGUGGUCGUCACUCAAUACCUAGAAGACUCGUCCGAGAAUCCAUUGGUUGUGGGAACCAAUGACACCACCAACUCCGACAAGCGCGUGUUCGGGGCUGAUGGGAAUCAAACCAUGAAUGAGCUAGCAGAUGGAUCGGUCUUUCAGGCAAAGUGUGCGGACAUCUUUACCAGAAUGAUUAACACUGUCCCCGCCGACGUGACACUCGGGGAUCCGAUUGAAGCCAUUGAUAUCAAGCCCUAUAUCACGCUGAUGGCCUUGAACAGCGAGGGGAAGAUUGAUUUCCAAGGAAGAGUUCGUGUACGAGUUACAUCGAGUACUGGUCGCAACUAUAACGAUCUCGGCAUGAACUUGACAUACAUCGACAGAAAUGGCGUCAGGUCAUCAGACGUGAUUACGACGACUCGGGGAACGUUCCAAGGAGGACUAUCCGCGGGUCUCUUUGGAGAAGCCUUCGCGUGGUUCGAGUUUGCGACGGUUUUGAACCCAGAGUCCGGUAUCAGCUCAUUUGACGUACAGCUAAAAACCAUUUCUACGGGCGAGUCAACAACGUACGACAAUCUCGGCCACGGAUUCCCCGUACAAGAUAAGAUUCUGUAUCAACAGUCCCAGUCUUGUGUCAACAUCACAGACAAUGAUGGAACUGCAACCAUUACUGUCUCCGCUGCCGUUAGGCUGGAAAACGUAAACAACACAGUCGCUUUGGAUCUUGUUCAUUCGAUAGCAAGACAGGGCGUCUUUCUCGAUGCUUUACAAGCCGAGACGACAUUACUUGAACAAACUGACCAGACUUUGGGUGAUUAUGCCAUCUUCAGUACUCAGGUGCCAGUGAGAAUGGAUGGCUCACGCACCACUUUCGACCUUGUGCUUGGUACCGAUGAGGAAGAAGUAAGGAUAAUGGGACAAAAUGCAAAUUUAAUAGUCGGGACUACCUGUCAGGCACUAUGA
This is a messenger RNA of Pestalotiopsis fici W106-1, 1626 nucleotides long. RefSeq lists its product as uncharacterized. Bases 1 to 1626 code for a protein of 541 amino acids. Gene Ontology annotation, biological process: cellular response to oxidative stress; hydrogen peroxide catabolic process; response to reactive oxygen species. Lineage: Eukaryota; Fungi; Ascomycota; Sordariomycetes; Amphisphaeriales; Sporocadaceae. Gene Ontology annotation, molecular function: heme binding; peroxidase activity. The record is from RefSeq and is a predicted model, not a curated record. The transcript has 2 exons.